UUUAUCCGGCUUCAGUUGUAUCGAAAGGUUAAGCAAAUACAAUCAUAAAACGAAUAAUCAUGAUGGAAAUAUUGUCACUGCACAAAUUCGAUUCUCCUGCCGACGAUGAAUCAAUUACUGUCGCUCUUAUAGAAGACAUUUUACGUCAUUGUAAUUAUGAAAAUCUAACAGAUGAAUUGCAACCCUUCUCCAAAUAUUUGCGUGAAUAUCCAGAGGUUUCUAUUACUCCUGAUAUUCUUGCCACACGUGAAACAGCAUGUACAGUUUCUGCUGGAGAUUUAUUUUUACCAGUUCAUGACAGCAUUUUUAAGAAAGUUGCUAGUAUAUUCAGAGAAAAAGGGUUUGUUGAAGCUAUUUGUCUGGCUGAAUCUGCGGAACCACAAGAAAUUACACCAGUUUUACAUUGGGUAGCUACAAGACUUAAAUGGGUUUUAGAUCUAAUGGAUAAAGGAAUAUAUCAAAGAGAAACUUUACCUGCUUCUGGAUCUGGGUCAAUUACAGAUGUUGUUCACACAAGAGAUUGGGAAACAUCUCUUAUCAGAUGUCUUGCAUGGCAUCCACAUUGUGCACGAUUGGCAGUAGUUACAAGAGAUGAUCGCAUACGUAUGUUUUCUCAAGAAAUACCAGUAGUACCAAUUUUAAGACAUGGUGCUCAAAAGUCUGUUUGCUGCAUAAGUUGGAGACCACUCUCUGGCAAGGAACUAGCAGUAGCAUGUCACGCUGGUGUUUUAGUUUGGACGAUAGAAAUAGGAGCAGCCAGUAAUUUUCUCAGUCAUGCGGUAUUGUUAAAACAAAGAAAUCAUGCUCCUGUAACAAGUGUUACAUGGCAUCCACAGGGUGAUCUACUGGUAUCUUGCUCACCAGCAGAUACACGUAUGAUUAUUUGGGAUACUUCUAGGAAGGAAGGUGUACCAUUGAGACGAGUUGGAGGUGAUGGCUUAUGCUUUAUACGUUGGUCAUCAUGUGGUUCUCGAUUAUUUUCAGCUUCUUGUAGAAAUAUAUUUAGAGUUUGGAACACGGGAGUAGCAACGACAUGGCACGCAGAUAAAUGGACAGUGCCUAAUGGUCGCGUAGCAGUUGCAUGUUUUGGUCCAAAUUUGACUUUAUUAUUUGCAUCAAAUGAAGAUCCUGCUACAAUCUUUUCUUUACCUCUACAGGAAAACAUUUUUAACAUUAAGAAACCAUCCCUUGAUGAUGCAAAAAUGGCUAUACCUCUGAUAGAUUUAGCAAGAGUUAAUUUUGCGUCGGAUGGUGAUUACGUUACUGUUGGCGGAAGAGUAAUUGCAAUGGAAUGGGAUCCUACAGGAAGAUAUCUUGCUAUCCUCUUUCAGGACAGUCCAUGCAUUGCACUAAUUAAAACCAAACUGGGAAAUCUGUCGCUCGUGAUUGAAGUUAAACCAAGUUGUCUUAUUAAAGGAUUUCCGGGAGAAGUUCCGAAUUGUAUGAACUUCUAUCAGAAGUGUAAAGCAGGGCAAAACAAUAUAGUUUGUUUAACAAUUGCUUGGAGUAGCGGUCGUAUUCAACAUUUUCCAAUAGUCGAGAAAGAAACUGUUCCUACUAUGAACACAAGUACAUCACUUUUAUCGCAUUCAUUUUCGUUAUCGCGCGACACAUAUAAUUUUGAUUUGAAUUCUUAUUGUUUAUGA
This is a messenger RNA of Eufriesea mexicana, 1646 nucleotides long. RefSeq names its product aladin. Gene Ontology annotation, biological process: nucleocytoplasmic transport. Gene Ontology annotation, molecular function: protein binding. The transcript has 6 exons. Gene Ontology annotation, cellular component: nuclear pore. The record is from RefSeq and is a predicted model, not a curated record. Bases 60 to 1646 code for a protein of 528 amino acids. Lineage: Eukaryota; Metazoa; Arthropoda; Insecta; Hymenoptera; Apidae.